This is a messenger RNA of Prunus armeniaca (apricot), 1365 nucleotides long. Lineage: Eukaryota; Viridiplantae; Streptophyta; Magnoliopsida; Rosales; Rosaceae. The record is from the annotation of a GenBank genome assembly.
AUGCCUCCACAUUCUAUAGUGAACUCAGCCUCUUCUAAGUUUAAAGUAGGUAUAUCUAGGAUGAAAGCUUACAGGAAAAAGGUAGAGGCACUUCAAAUCACUGAAGGAAUAGUUGCUGAGCAAUAUGCCAUGCUUUGGGAUUAUUGCCAUGAGCUAGAAGACAAAAUCCCUAGCUCCACAACAAAGAUGCACUGUGAGUUUGUUGAUGAUGCCUGCCAUUUAAAAGGGGUUUAUGAUGGACAGUUGCUUACAGCAGUUGGAAUCUAUCCCAAUAAUGAGACUUGGGUGCUAGCAUAUGCUGUGGUUGAGAUGGAAACAAGGGAGUCAUGGACAUGGUUCAUUGAUCUGUUGGCCAAGGAUGUGGACAUAGUUAAUUCCCAUGGAUGGGUCUUUAUAUUUGACAAGCAAAAAGGACUGCCUGGUGCAUUUGAAGACAUUGUGCCUAAUGCUGAGACAAGAUUCUGUGUGAGGCACCUUUGGGAUAACUUCAACAAAACCUACAAAUGUAAAGUUUUGAGGGAUCAGUUAUGGACAUGUGCUAGAGCUAUCAAUGUUCCUUGUUUUAACUACCAAAUUGAAGUAAUGAAGACCUUCGAUAGCAAUGCUUGGGAGUGGCUUGCUGAGAAGCCACCAAUACAAUGGUCUAAGUCUCAUUUCAGAACAAAUAUGAAGUGUGACAUGCUGCAGAAUAACUUGUGUGAAAACUUCAACAAUAAUAUUAAGAUAGCAAGGGACAAGCCAAUUAUCACAAUGCUAGAGAUGAUCAGAAAGUGGGACUUGUCAGACAUUCCUUCUGCUCAUGGAAUUGUUGCCAUACAUUACAAAGGAGGUAAAGCUGUGGAGGAUUAUGUGCAUUCAUACUACAGCAAGGACAGUUACAUGGCCCUCUAUAACAAUCUCAUUAUGCCAAUUAAUGGGUCACAACUAUGGGAAAAGACAAACCAUACAGCAAUAAAGCCACUAGCCUACACUAGACAACCUGGAAGACCUAGAAAUGUGAGGAUAAAAAGAGCUAAAGAGAGAAUAGAUAAGACUGGGAAAAAAUGGUUGGGAAGACAAGGAAUGCAAAUGAGGUGUAAUAUUUGUGCCUCAACUGGCCAUGACAAAACCACUCACCAUCAGAAUAUACCUCAAAAGGAAAAACCCUUAUCAAGGGGUAAAGGAAGACCAAGGAAAAUACCUAACCAAGACCCUGCAGUUGCUGCUGAUGAAGCAAAAGCAACUGCAAGAGUAAGGAGAAAGCUUGCAUAUGCAAGGGCAAAGGCUGCUGCUGCUGCAAAGAAGGCUGCACUAAAUGCUUCCCAGCCAAAUGCAGUUGAUACUGCUGGAAUAGGAUUAAGAGCAUCCAAGAGACAGAGAACAUAG